AUGGGACUGCUAGUGCAAUGUGUUCUCGUGACAGUCGGGCCCCACUCGACAGCACCCUGGUCUCAGAUAAGCGACGAGGCUGAAGAGGAACGCAAGACUUGGACAUGA
Chondrus crispus (carragheen) is the source of this 108-nucleotide messenger RNA. RefSeq lists its product as hypothetical. The transcript has a single exon. Bases 1 to 108 code for a protein of 35 amino acids. The record is from RefSeq and is a predicted model, not a curated record. NCBI's taxonomy places the organism in Eukaryota, Rhodophyta, Florideophyceae, Gigartinales, Gigartinaceae.